Molecule: messenger RNA, 414 nt
Organism: Trachymyrmex cornetzi
Lineage: Eukaryota; Metazoa; Arthropoda; Insecta; Hymenoptera; Formicidae
Exons: 4
Coding region: 1-414 (137 amino acids)
Source: RefSeq, a predicted model, not a curated record
AUGGCGACAAUGGAUAAAGAACAGUUUAUAAAAUUAGUGAAGCACAGCAGACGUGAGCCUAUAAGUCCGGAGCAUAGACUGGUUAUUACAUUAUUCUAUUUAUCACAAGGUUGCAGUAUGCAGGUAGUUGCGUGGUCUUUUUUGAUUGGAAAAGCUAUUGCAUCUAUUAUAAUCAAGGAAACUUGUGAAGCCAUAUGGGAUGUUCUUAAUCCCAUAUAUUGCAAACAACCAACAGUGGAAGAAUGGAAAGAGAAAGCGGACGAAUUUGACAAACAAUGGAAUCUCCCUAACUGUUGCGGUGCAAUUGACGGCAAAUAUAUUACCAUUCAGACAUUGGAGCGUACGGCUCGUAAAGUGAUGGUGCAGUGUUCUCAGAAUCAGCUUUCGGACAAGAAUUGGAAUCCGGUAGGAUAA